Molecule: messenger RNA, 1108 nt
Organism: Prosopis cineraria
Lineage: Eukaryota; Viridiplantae; Streptophyta; Magnoliopsida; Fabales; Fabaceae
Product: probable xyloglucan endotransglucosylase/hydrolase protein 8
Exons: 4
Coding region: 95-1003 (302 amino acids)
Biological process (GO): cell wall biogenesis; xyloglucan metabolic process
Cellular component (GO): apoplast; cell wall
Molecular function (GO): xyloglucan:xyloglucosyl transferase activity; hydrolase activity, hydrolyzing O-glycosyl compounds
Source: RefSeq, a predicted model, not a curated record
AUCCCCCCCCCCCCAAUUUAUUCUACACCUCUCUCUCUCUUUCAGUCACAGAUCUAAUCCCUUUCACUCCAAAAUCUUCCCUCAUCCGCCCGCCAUGGACACCCCUUCAAGCCCAGUUUCUGCAUCACUAUCCAUGAUCCUUCUCUUUGCAGCUCUCAUGGCCAUGGCGGCUGCAUCCCAAGCAGGCAUCUCCAAAGGAUCCUUCGAAGACAACUUCAGCAUAAUGUGGUCCAAGGAACACUUCACCACCUCCGAAGAUGGCCAGAUCUGGUAUCUCUCUCUCGACAAAGAAACAGGAUGCGGGUUCCAAACGAAACAACGCUACAGAUUUGGAUGGUUCAGCAUGAAGCUGAAGCUAGUUGGAGGCGAUUCUGCUGGUGUGGUGACAGCUUAUUAUAUGUGCAGCGAGAAUGGAGCAGGGCCAGAAAGAGACGAGAUUGAUUUUGAGUUCUUAGGAAACAGGACAGGGCAGCCUUACUUGAUUCAGACAAACGUGUACAAGAAUGGAACUGGAGGCCGUGAGAUGAGGCACAUGCUCUGGUUCGACCCCACCGAGGACUACCACACUUACUCUGUUCUAUGGAACGAUCACCAGCUCGUGUUUUUUGUGGACAGAGUUCCGCUGAGAGUGUACAAGAACAAUGGGAAGCCAAACAGCUUCUUCCCGAACGAGAAACCGAUGUUUCUGUUCUCGAGCAUAUGGAAUGCAGAUGACUGGGCGACGAGAGGAGGGCUGGAGAAGACGAACUGGAAGCUAGCACCGUUCGUGUCAUCGUACAAAGAUUUCAGUGUGGAUGCUUGUCAAUGGGAGGAUCCAUACCCAGAUUGUGUGUCCACCACUACCAAGAACUGGUGGGAUCAGUACAAUGCUUGGCACCUUUCUGAUGAUCAGAAGAAGGACUAUGCCUGGGUUCAGAGAAAUAUGGUUAUUUAUGAUUAUUGCAACGAUUCUGAACGAUAUCCUACUUUGCCCGAGGAGUGCUCUCUCAGCCCUUGGGAUUAAAUUCAAUUCUUCUCUAUUCUUUAUUUUUCCCACAUCCCCAUUUUGUCUUCAAAUUGUAUGCUGUGAAAUAAUGUCAAGUAUUGUUUUAGCAUUUCAUUGAUUUAA